Molecule: messenger RNA, 4377 nt
Organism: Mercenaria mercenaria
Lineage: Eukaryota; Metazoa; Mollusca; Bivalvia; Venerida; Veneridae
Product: fibrinogen C domain-containing protein 1-like
Exons: 9
Coding region: 37-1596 (519 amino acids)
Molecular function (GO): calcium ion binding
Source: RefSeq, a predicted model, not a curated record
UUCGCAGUUUUAGAUUUAGUACUAAAGUUUGCUGAAAUGGCUUCUGUAUAUAUAAAUGAAAGUUUUACAGGAAAUGACACUAUAAUAGAAGAGGCUGUUGCCAAAGAAACAGAUAUAAAGAGUGAUGUGUUUGAAUCGGUACAGAAAACUAAGGAUUGCGAGGUAUAUCAGGCGUUAGAAAAGAGUAAAACAAAUCAGGAAGUUGACACAAAACGUUUUAAAGUUAUCUCACAGAAGAAAAUGCUAUAUGUUUUUCUGAUUUUCCUGUCGGCUGCAGUCAUCGGGACACUUAUUGGCGUCAUCAUUCUUUUCGCUUCUACUGCUAAAACAGAUGGGAGCUGGGGAAGCUGGCAGAUGUGGGGUAACUGCAGUGUUGAAUGUGGCGGUGGUUUCAGAACAAGGUCAAGGACUUGCUCAAAACCAACACCGUCUCCUUUUGGAAGAUUUUGUCAAGGAAACUCCAUUGAUAUCGAGUCUUGUGAAAGCAAAAACUGUGAUGGGAGCUGGGGAAGCUGGCAGAUGUGGGGUAACUGCAGUGCUGAAUGUGGCGGUGGUUUCAGAACAAGGUCAAGGACUUGCUCAAAACCAACACCGUCUCCUUUUGGAAGAUCCUGUCAAGGAAACUCCAUUGAUAUCGAGUCUUGUGAAAGCAAACACUGUGAUGGAAGCUGGGAUAGCUGGCAGAUGUGGAGUAACUGUAGUGCUGACUGCGGUGCUGGUUUCAGAACAAGGUCAAGGACUUGCACAAAUCCAACAAAAUCUCCUUUUGGCAGAUAUUGUCCAGGACACUCUAUUGAUAUCGAGUCGUGUGUAAAUGAAACUUGUGAAAUUUGUCAGUCUCGACCAUGCCAUGCCGGUAUCUGCAGAUCAAAAGGGGACAAUUUUUAUUGCGCAUGCCUGCCUGGUUAUACAGGACGUUACUGCGAAAAUAUUCUGUCAGAUUGUAUUGAUAUUUUACAUUACGGUGGAGAUAGAGACGGGGUUUAUACAAUCAGAACAUGGAAGAGUCAUCAGCUUAUUAAAGUAUACUGUGAUAUGACAACAGACGGAGGUGGUUGGACGGUGUUUCAGUACCGUUUUAAUGGAUCAGUGGAUUUUAACAGAGGAUUUUCUCAGUAUGAGGAAAGAUUUGGAAAUUUGAAAACUGAAUUUUGGCUGGGUCUGCGGUACAUUGAAGAGUUGGCGAGUCAAGGCCGUACUGACCUGCGGAUCGAUUUAGAAGCAGCAGAUGGAACAACAGGAUUUGAGAAAUUCGACAGGUUCUCCCUAUCCGCCGGACCGGCGUAUACCCUGCAUAUUGGAUCAACUAUAGCUUCUUCAGGAAUUUCAAACGUGCAGAGGGUUGGUCCGUAUCAUAAUGGCAUGCAUUUUUCUACAUACGAUCACGAUGCUGACACUUAUAGCGGCAACUGUGCUGUUAAAUUCUACGGUGGCUGGUGGUAUAAGAAUUGCUUUGUGGCCAAUCUGAAUGGAGAGUACUUCACACCAGGGACAAACAACGCUCAAUCUAUGUGUUACUAUAGCUUCCUAGGUUUAGGUCAAAUUUCCUUGAAAUCCAGCAAGAUGAUGAUGAGAAGAACCUUUACUUCGUACUAAUUAAUAGUGACCUGAACAUUUCGACAUUUUGUUUUCACAUUGACUUCAUUUUCAAUUUUUAUAUUGGAUGUGUGAGUCAUUUGUCACGUCAGUUUCAUUUAUUUCGUCAAGUGUAAAAACGACGAUAUUUUCAAUUUUACUCCGGCCUAAUAACAAAUUUGUAUCGUUGAUAUAAUAAUUUGCAGUGUAUUCUCGUAUGUAAUAAAAGAAAACAUUAUGUUUGCAUCAAGAAAUAUGCACUCAGUCUUUCGCGGAAUAAAAUCGGUUCUGGAAUCGCGCAAUAUUUCUGCUGAAGAACACAUGCAUAUUUCUCGAUUCAAAUUUAAACACCUGUAAAUAUGUAUGACUACGCUAGAUAAGCGGGUGAUUAGAAAUACUGUAUACUUUUUUAAGUUUGUAAAAUUAAAAAUGAAAUGAACCCGAUUACCGUAGUAAUUUCAUAUUUCUAAAAUAAAACAAUAUUUGUAUUCGUAUAAACGUACAGAAACUCUUGAGUAUUACUUGUACACAUGUCCAUUUUAGGAACUAAAACUAUGCUAAUCCUGAAGUUCUCUUACAGUAUAACUUACAUUAAGCGGUGGUCUCUUACAUGUAGCACCACUUGUCUACUUAAACAACAUAUUUUUUUCUUCCUACACACAAAUGGGAACUGGAAACGAGGUCUCCUAAUGCAAGUGGUCUUUAAAAAGACAUGGUCUCACGAACAAGUUUGACUUUAUAUUAGCAUAAUUAAGAAAAUAAUGCCCAAAAGGCGGAUACAGCUAUAAGACCCGUAAAUAAAUAGUAAAAGUUUAUACAACAUUGUAUAAAUAUCAACAUAUUCUAAAAUUCAAAUAGCAUAAAACAGUUGCUUAUUAUGUUAGGAUUAUGAGGCAUUUCUUCAGAAAUUCAAACAUUGUAUCAUUAAAAAAAAAAGAUUUAUUGCAUCUUAUAUUUUGCAAUCGCCCUAUUGAACAUUUACAGAUAUACCCAAAGCAAAUAGAUUAAGUCUGUUAGUCAAAGAAAAUGGUUAGACAAAUUAUACAAACUGCUUAAGGUUCAAUACAGUGUCAGGACAGAUAAAACAUAUUAGAAUGAUAUUGAGUAGUCUGCUUCAACAGAUCGACAUUUUGAAUUAUUAUAUUUAUGACAUUUUUAUUAUGACCAGGCAGUCAUAGGAACAUUUUUCUGUUUAUCUAGGGCAGUCACAAGAAAUUGACUGCAGAAAUAAAUACUGAAUCACCAACUGUUGUCCACUUUUUGCAGAUAUGUGCAUUUUCUAUAUAUUUUUCAGCGAUUUAUGUAUAAACAUGUAUCACAUUUUUAUCUAUGUAAAACUAAAAUGUUUUAACAAUGAUAUUUGAUUUAUAUUGUUAAUAGAUUUAUGGUUUUAUAUAUAUAUAUAUAUAUAAUCUUGAACACUAUGACUGCAGAAAUAAAUACUGAAUCACCAAUUAUUGUAUACUUUGUACAGGUAUGUGCAUUUUUUCUCUAAGAUAUUUUAUUGGUCAGCUAUUUUGUUUUACCAUGUAUCACAUUUUAAGUAAUGUAAAACUAAAAAAGAAAUGUGUAUGGUAAUAAAUUUAUAUUGUAAAUAGAUUUAACGUAUAUUUUCGCUUAUAAGACGCUCUUGCUAAUAAGACACACCCUGACAUCGGACAGUCUCUUGUAGUACACGCUUAUGAGAUGCUCCCUACCCAUUGCAUUGGAAAUAUGACUCCUAAUAAUACGCCUUAUAAGCGAAAAUAUACGGUAUUACUAAAGUAAUGGAUCUUGAAAUUACUGCUUUAGUUUUGAAUUUUCGGUAUAAUCUUACUAGUCAAGCAAAUGUCUAAAUUAAGGUAUCCGUUCCAUAAAUAGAUAAUUUUUUUGCCUUGAGACCCCAUGUGUUUUGGUAUCAUUUGAAAGAGUUGUGCCUGCUGAACACAGAUUAGUAAGUAAGAUGACAACAAUAAUUUGCGCGAAACAUUACAAUCAUGAUUUGACUGCGAAACACUGUAAUUACUGGAACUAAAUAUAAUUAAAUACAAGAAAGUAAGAAAAAAAUAUAACAUAUUUUGUCAUGCAAUUCAUAUUUUCUUUUUAGUUGGCAGUACACUUUCAAAUGAUGCCAAAAUUGUAUGAGCUUACCAGACACCAAUAUAUGGUAUCUUUUAAUAGCUCUGAUAAAUACAAUAUGCUAAUUUGUGUAUCGGAUAGCUUAAACAAUUUUGCCUAAAUGGAAAAAACAACUAAUAUUGUUCACAUAUCCAUAUUCACAGAAUGUUCAUAAUUACCUUUCUUUCAAAUACAAAGUCCCCGUAUUAAACGUAUUAUUCAUUAUUGUAUAAUUGUUAAACAUGUUCAUUCUUGAAACGUUACAUGAUGCUUAUUUUUUGGUGAAGCAAGCUAGUAUGGUCAGCCUGUUCCUUUUUGUUCUAUCCAAUAUAUGUAUGACCUUUUUGCUCUAUCCAAUGUAUGUAUGACUGAUGCUAUUUGCUACAAUAUUGAACAUGUUUAAAUGUAAUAUACAUGAUUGUUAAUUGAUUGUCUUACAGAAUUUAUGAUUUCUUAUAUGAAUGAUGUUUACUGUACACAACAUAUUGACAGUAGAAAUAAAUACUGUAUCUAAAAUUGUUUUUUAAAGCACACAAACCCAAACACAAAAACUCCGUUUCACACACAAUUGUAAAACAUAUAUGAUUGUAUAUGAAAAAUGAAAACACAAUUUAAAACUAAGCAGUGCGGAGUAAUUUCAUAAAAGUGUUGAAUCACAAUGCCAUCAUGCAGUUGUCUCCACUUUUGAUACUAAAAAUAUGGAUA